UUUGGAGGACGUGGUCACUUGUUGCACAGAUCUAUUGUGAGGUCAUAUAGCUACAGCUCAGUGGCGCCCCCUGUCGUCAAUGAGACUGUGGUGACGGGAACGGAAGUUAGGAUAUCCUGGGGGAUCGAAGAAAACAACUUUACCAUAGCAGGUUUCCGAAUUCAUUACGAGGCCUCGCGUCACAAGGAGCGCGUGACGAAAACCUUGAAUGGGGUUCUCAGGUCUGUGACUCUCCGCCAUCUUUAUCCUCUGACCACCUACAGGUUCUUAAUGGUCACAAUCGCGGACAGCGGUCUCUUUAGCAACGCCAGUGAUUCGGUGGAGUUUACCACAACUGAUCCAGAAGACGGGGAUCGAGUACGGGUCCAGCAUUAUGGCUUCCGGGCGGAGGAGAUCAUUUUUAUACUAAUAGUGGUUGCUGUGUGGAUUGUUGCUAUGGUACUCUGCUAUAAACAGUGGGACAGCAUCAGGAUCUUACAGCCCAUUGAACCCCGGUAUAAACAUAACCCUAAAAACUUGGAGAGUAUACGAAUUGUGAAGAGACCGCAAGAUAGCGUUAUUUAUAAAAACUACAGCCGGAAGUUGUCUAUAACAAUGGACGAGAGAGAGAAAAGGAGGCUACAGAGAAUGAACACAGAGCCUGUGCUCCCCAGUGUGUCACGGUUCAGUGCAUUACCCACAAUUCACAUGGAGGAAGCAACGACAGAAAUGUGACAUCAAAUGUGCCUACAUUACGUCAUUCCUCCCACAUUGUGUCAUUUAUUUUUGUCCAGAUUUCCACUCAUGUUCAGGACUCAAAUUUAUGUUCAUUUCAUUCAUAAUAUUAUCAUUAAUCACUAGAGGAACCAACACCAUUCAUUCAACUGAAUGGUCACUGAAUGGUCUGGAAAUGUCAGAAAAUGGCAGGGAUCUGCCAUUCAGUCACCUUUUGACCAGUUGACUUUCAGUUACCUUUCAGUUAACUGAAUUACAGAGUUUUGUUCUGUGAAUUCGUUCGUACAUAUUUCAGCAAAAUUAUAUACAUGUUCUGAUGUUUUUUUCUUUUUGUAAAUUAUUCUUCCUCUAAAAACAGAGCAAUUCCAAUAUUUUCAAAGAGCUGUUUCUGCAUUAAUGCAUUUUGCCUCACUCAAGAUUCCAUCGAUCGAAUAAAUAAAUUCUGGUUUGAUUAAACCUCGCGAAAUGCAUGUAGCCAGUAUUGGAUUUAAUCAGCAGAAAAUGUUAUUGUAUUGACAGGAAACUCAUUAUGUCCCUCGCAAUCGUAACUAAUUUUAUAAUGCGUAGUCACAUACAUUUCUUUAAGGUGUUUUAUUUGAAUUGAUUCAAGUGCAAUAACAAUCAUUUUUUCGCUUUCCUUAUUUUAUGUUUAUAUAGUGUACAUAAAAAUUCAUAAGAAUUGAAUUACAUUAAAACUACUGGAAAAGAGAGAAUCCAGCUAGUAUAUGGAAAAAUAUAAUGUUACAAAAUACCAAAUAAAAUUUGAAAGUUAUGGAUGUAUCAAAGUGGAUAUAUUGUCACUGGAUAUCUAUCCUAUAUUUAUGUCUAGAAACCCAAAGUCAAAUGACUGUCCUGAUGAAAGUAUAUUAUAUAAAUACUGCAUAUAUAUAGUGUGUAUAUUGACUAUUGUGAGUAUAUAAUUAAACCAAAGUUGAUUUUUUAAUCUCCAUAAACUAUCCCAUGUAUUAAAAGGGAAAGGAAAUAAUCUUUUUUUACUGAUAUAUUGAAUUUGUAUACAAUACUGAUUUGGGAUACACGUUCCUCACUAAUUUGAUAUUACAAAAAGUAUACACACUAACAGUCGUUCAAAACAGCAAAAACAUCUUAAUGUUAGGAACAAACUCAUCGUUUUGAAAUCUAGAAUACAAAGAAUUUCUUUCACAUGCAAAAGAUUUUUUUAUAUAUUAAAUAUGCAUUUACUAUAUGUAAUACUUCAAAGGAUUUGUCUGUACAAGACUGGCCAGAUAAUUUGUUGAGAAUGGCAUGUUACGUGGUCGUAGGUAAAAAUAAUAGCAUAUGAAAAAUGUUCAAACAUUAAUUUUAUGUAUAUUGAAGUCUUGAAAGGCCGUGGAUAUUGUGUACGGCCAAUAGUAAACCUGUUGUUAUGAAUUUGUUUUUGAAUUCAUAUUAUUAUAUUUUAUGUAAAAAAAAAAUCAAAACUUAAUAAAAAUUAAUUGCGACGCACAUAAUACUGCUGACAUCCUCUUCUGAUGUCAUUUGAAUUAUUAGAAAGAUGAAGUAAAUAUCGAGGAAAAACUACAAGAAAUAUGCUUGUGAAAACGUUCAGAAAAGCGCCUUCUACCCUCCGAAUGGACAAGCGUGCAUCAUGUAAUUUCGAAAAAAAUUAAAUAAACAGGGAAUAAUAGGAAAAAUUCCAAAUCAUUGAUUUACACGUAUCUAAGAAACAGUUCCCAGACAGUUUGUAUUA
This is a messenger RNA of Saccostrea echinata, 2422 nucleotides long. RefSeq lists its product as uncharacterized. Gene Ontology annotation, molecular function: protein binding. The annotation marks the transcript as partial. The transcript is spliced from 3 exons. Lineage: Eukaryota; Metazoa; Mollusca; Bivalvia; Ostreida; Ostreidae. The record is from RefSeq and is a predicted model, not a curated record.